Molecule: messenger RNA, 773 nt
Organism: Heterotrigona itama
Lineage: Eukaryota; Metazoa; Arthropoda; Insecta; Hymenoptera; Apidae
Source: the annotation of a GenBank genome assembly
AUGGCGAAACUCCGAGCGCAAGUGGGUCUUCCCUUCGGUGACCUUGCAUUACUUUUGGGAAAAAUCGUGUGUUCUCUUAAAGAUACUCCGUGCGAGAGUGGAUUCUAAAUAUUCGUAGUCCUUCGAAAGUGUCUUUUUUGUUUUUUUCUUUAACUUAAAAAGAAUUAUUUAAUGAAUGAAUGUUCAGUGAAUAUGACGAGUUUAUCAAUGACAGAGAAAGAUAAUUAUUUCCUAUUUUUUAUAUUUAUAUCAGUAUUCGUUUAUAUAGGUUUAAUUUCAAUCUGUUUCUUUUUUUUUUUUUUUUUGAUGAUGUCGUUAAGAAAAAUGACUUUAAUGGAAAUUGAAAACAAUAAAAGAGAUAGAUUAGAUAUUUUCACCAGAACUCUUACUUCCAUAUAAAAUCUAUUUACAUCAUCAUCUGUCUUUCUUUCUCUAGGUGUAAUAUAUUGUUACAUUUCUUUUCCAGGCUUUCCUUCUUGUCCUCGUCGUUUCAAUCGUCCUGGUAGCUUCGAUGCCUACGCCUGGUGGCGGCCAUCACGAACAGUAAUUAUUUACCAAUCGAUAUAAAAUUAUAAUUACAUCACAUUACAAUAAUAUUGUAACUACAUCGCGCUUUACAUCGCGUUCGACAACAUUUUGUUUUCUGCAGCACGCAUUUCAUCAUUCACGUGCCAGAAUUGAUUCACAAACACCAUCACACGCAUGUGAAGAAGAUUCACAUAAAGCAUGAAGAAGAAGACGACGGUGGUCACCAGCAUAUAGAGGAAUGGUGA